AUGUAUAACUGGGUUAUCCAAAAUAAGUACCACUACCAUCGCCUGCAAAAAGGCGAGAAGAGCAGUCGACUCACAAAUGACCGUAUAUCAAAGCUUACGACAUUAGGCUUCGAUUUUUCUGAAACCGGUAGAGAGCACAAACGAUGGAGUGAAAGAUUGCAAGAGUUGAAGGACUCCAAGGACACUCAUGGUCAUUUCAACGUCCCCGAUAAUGUCGAAGAGCACAAAACUUUGAAAACCUGGAUACAAAAGAAUCAAGUUGCGUACAACAAAUUCCAACAGGGCGAAAAGAGUUCUAUGACGUAUGGACGAUUGGACCAGCUUAAAGCAAUUGGGUUCCGCUUCAGUGCUAGUGCAAGAAGAAAGAAGCCCUCAAAAAGCUCCAUCAUUGUUAGUUGGAAAUGUCCAAAUGCGGAAUGGUAUCAGAGGCUACAAGAGCUGAAAGAGUUUCACGAAGCUCAGGAUCAUUUUCAUGUCCCCAUGGACGUCGAAAGAUAUAAGCUCUUGUCAAACUGGAUGCUUCAUAAUCAAAGACAUUACCAGAACCUCAAGAAAGGGAUAAAGAGCAGCCGCUUAUCAAGUGAACGAUUGGUUGGACUGAUGGAAAUUGGCUACAAAUUCAAUCCAUCUGAGAAGACAAGAUUCGACGGCAAUGAUAUGAAUAUACAAACAUGCCUAAUUGCACCAUGGGAUCACCGGAUCAAAGAGCUAACGGAUUUCUACAAAGAAAAUGGUCACUUCAAUGUUCCAAAGAAUGAAGAAGCGUACAAGUCCUUGAACUUUUGGAUGAAAUAUAAUCAACAAGCGUACAACAAGAUCCGGAGGGGAAUCAGGAGUAGUCGUCUGGCGGAUGAACGGAUGGCCCAACUCAAAUCCAUCGGCUUCAAAUUCAAUGUUCCUGAACAGGGGGAUUUCAAUGGUAAUAUUAAAUUGGGCUGUCCAAUUGCACUGUGGAACCAACGGGUACAGGAGCUAAAGCAUUUCAAAGAAGCGCAUGGGCACUUCAAGGUUCCAAAGAAUGUAGAAGCGUAUAUAAGUCAUUGA
Cylindrotheca closterium is the source of this 1044-nucleotide messenger RNA. NCBI's taxonomy places the organism in Eukaryota, Bacillariophyta, Bacillariophyceae, Bacillariales, Bacillariaceae. The record is from the annotation of a GenBank genome assembly.